AUGGAUGUGGACCGUGCCAAAUGCAUUCUACAGCAUAACUCCUGCAAAUCCUUCAGCUCUGCCCCUCGUGCCAGAGAACGAGGUGUGCAUUCCUGGCCCGCUAUCCAGAGGAAUCUGAAAUUUCAUCCGUUGGGCCUGGCUCCGUCUGUGGCUGCUGCUACAACAGAGCUGCCUCCACAGCAGCUCUACUCCCCGUCCUCCCCGUUGUCCCAGUCCACCCCCGUCCUUUCCAUUCCCCCUCGUCCACCCAGUCCGCCAUGUCUCCCCCUGUCCUCCCGGUUGUCCCAGUCUGUCCCCUUCCCCCCAAUCCUUCCCUCCGCCCCGUCCUUCUCAUUGUCCCAGUCCUCCCCGUCCUUCCAGUGCCCCGUCCCGCCAUCCUUCCGAGUCCCCUCGUCUACCCAGUCCACACGGUUGUCCCAGUCCCCCCCCCCGUCCGCCCCGUCCUCCCAGUCCACCUGUCCUCGUAGUCCCCCUCCUCUACCCCAGUCCGCCCCGUCCUCCUCGUCGUUCCAGUCUCCCCCGUCCACCCAGUCCGCCCUUUCCCCCUUGUUGUCUCAGUCCUCCCUGUCCUCCCAGUCCCCUCGUCUACUGAGUCCUCCCUGUUGUCCCAUCCUCCAGUCCCCCCGUCCUCCCUGUCCUUCCUCGUCCACCCCGUCCACCACGUCCUUCCAGUCCCCUCGUCUACCCAGUCCUCCCGGUUGUCCCAGUCCUACCCCAUCCUACCAGUCCCCUGUCCUCCCAGUCCCCCCAGUCCUCCCUGUGCCCCACUCCUCCCUGUCCACCCGGUCCUCCCCGUCCACCCUGUCCUUGCAGGGAAACAGCCGUGUCCGUCAGCCACUGCAAUAA
Knipowitschia caucasica is the source of this 846-nucleotide messenger RNA. The record is from the annotation of a GenBank genome assembly. Lineage: Eukaryota; Metazoa; Chordata; Actinopteri; Gobiiformes; Gobiidae.